AGGGUAAACACGACUGCACCACGCGCACCACUGCAAUAGAUUGGACAAUAAUGGGACCAGCUAAAUCUUCCAAGGCUGCCGCAGUGACAGGGAAAGAUAUUCGAUCUUUCUUCGGUGGUGCUGGAGGAGAGCCAGCGAAGUCGAAAUCCGACCGUAUGAUGCUCGAUAUCGACGACAGUCCACCGAAAAAGGCCAGUCUCAAGCGUAAAAAUAUCGUCGUCGUCUCUAGUGACGAAGAGGAUGAAUCGGCCACGCCGUCGCCGCCAAAGAAGAAAAUGGCCGUCGCUGCCAAAGCUGCACCGAAAGUAGUUGCCUCGACUUCGAGAUCUAAAGUCACUGAAUCGAAGGUAGUCGCAUCUGCGUCGACCUCAAAACUAACUGCACCAAAGGUGGUCGCGUCAGCAUCGACCUCGAAAGUGGCUGCAGCGACAAGCAAGGUUAAGCCUAGUAGAAAGGUGCCUGUGAAGUCGAAGAGAGCCAAGGACGAUGAAUUUGUGGUAGAUUCCGAGGAAGAAGCAGAGGAAACUGAGGACGAUUACGACGACGAGGAAGACGUCAAGCCUGAGAAGAAGGGCAAGGCUAAGCCUUCCCCAACGGCAAAACCGUCCCCCAAGAAAGCACCCCCGCAGAAAGCACCCGCGCCAAAAGCAGACAAGGGUAAAGCGAAAGAGGAGGAUGCGGCCCCAUCCACGAAACCCUUCAAUUGGGCUGCUGCAAAGGCCGCAAAAUUGGCUGGACCAUCCGCUCCUGGUUCGAAACAGGUCCCUCAGUCCAAGUCACCCGACUGUCUCGCCGGCCUGGCCUUUGUUUUCACUGGCGAACUCAGCAGCUUCGCCAGAGAUGAAGCAGUUGACUUGGCAAAGCGAUUUGGGGGGCGCGUUGUCGGACAACCUUCGUCAAAGACUUCAUUCGUCGUCCUCGGAGACAACGCCGGUCCUUCGAAGCUUGCUGCAAUCAAGAAGCACAACAUCAAGACGCUUUCCGAAGAUGAGUUCCUCAACCUCAUCGCCACUCGCGAGGGACCUGGCGGGCCAGGUGGUGCGGGAUUAGACGAUAAGACCAAGAAGAAGAUGGCAAAGGAGCAGGAAACGAUCAAACAGGCUGCGAAGGCACUCGAGCAAAGAGAGAAGCAAGCGUCGAAGGAAGCUGAUAAGUCCGGAAGUUCUAAAACUGACGUAUCAAGUCAACUGUGGACAACGAGAUACGCUCCUCAGUCGUUGAAGGAGAUUUGCGGCAACAAAGGCAAUGUGGAGAAAAUUCAACAAUGGCUUCAUGACUGGUCGGGUAGCCUGAAGUGUGGUUUUAAGAAGCCAGGGAAGAACGGGAUGAAUGUCUACCGUGCAGUGAUGAUCACUGGUCCCCCUGGUAUUGGCAAGACUACCAGUGCACACCUCUGCGCCAAGCUCGAAGGAUUCACCCCUAUAGAACUCAAUGCAAGCGAUGCGCGCAGUAAAAAGCUAGUCGAGAGUGGCAUGAAUAUUAGCAAUUUGUCGUUAGACGGCUGGAUGGGUGGAAAUGAUGCAACAAACGCAGCAGGAGUCAAAAUCACUGACAAGACCUGUCUCAUCAUGGACGAAGUUGAUGGCAUGUCCGCUGGCGACAGAGGAGGCGUUGGUGCUCUAAACGCUUUGAUCAAGAAGACGAAAAUCCCCAUUAUCUGUAUCGCUAACGAUAAAGGCGCUCAGAAGUUGAAGCCGCUUGCCGCAAAUACUUUCGGUAUAACAUUCAGACGGCCCGAGGCUCAAGCUGUGCGAUCGCGCAUAAUGACGAUCGCGUACAAGGAGAAGAUGAAGAUCCCCGCCAAUGUCGUCGACCAGCUUAUCGCUGGAUCUCAAUCAGACAUCCGCCAGGUUUUGAAUAUGCUAUCAACGUGGCGGCUAUCCAGUAGCAGCAUGGACUUUGAUGAGGCAAAGAAUCUUGCAAAAACCAACGAAAAGUACACCAUCUUGUCGCCAUUCGAUGUGACAUAUAAAAUCCUUGGUCCAUAUGCGUUCGGGCCGAGCGCUCGAGAGACCUUGGGCGACAAGAUGGAAUUAUACUUUCAUGACCAUUCCUUCGUCCCACUCUUCAUCCAGGAAAAUUAUCUCAAGACCCAGCCUGUCAAGGUUCGAGACCUCGAAGGUCCUCCAAAGAUGUUAAAGCAACUCGAGUUGAUGGAUCGAGCCGCGUCUUCUAUAUCUGACGCUGAUCUUGUCGACGCUCUGAUUCAUGGACCGGAACAACAUUGGUCGUUGAUGCCUUUGCAUGCGGUGUGUUCGAUGGUGCGACCCGCUUCAUUCCUGUUUGGUGCAGGCAGCGGAUACGGCGGCCAAAAUCCGAUGACAUUCCCUCAGUGGCUAGGGCAAAAUUCGAAGCAGAACAAACUUAGUCGACAACUGGGAGACGUUCAGGUCCGAAUGCGUCUUAAAGUCUCUGGCGACAAGCACGAGAUCCGACAGUCCUAUAUUCCUGCACUAUUCCCCCAUGUCGUCAAGCCACUGAUAGACCAGGGCGCGGCCGCUGUCGACGACGUCAUUGAGCGAAUGGACGAGUACUAUCUGUCCCGCGAGGAUUGGGAUACGGUAGUUGAACUCGGCGUGGACACGCACAAAGAUGAUAUAGUUACUAAGCUCGUCAAGCCUGCGACCAAGGCAUCAUUUACGAGAAAGUAUAACAGCAUGGAUCAUCCAAUACCAUUCCACAAAGCCACGGACCUCGGGAAAGCUCCCAAGAAACUCGCAGGAGGCCCAGCCCCCGAUCUAGAGGACGUUUUCGAUUUGGAUGACGAAGUCGUCGAUGUUUCCGACGAUGAAAAGAAGAAUGUAAGGGAUGAGGACGAGGUUGCUGCUGACAAGUUGUUCCAGGCUAGCAAGCCCAAGGCUCAGAGCCAGAAGGCUAAGACGACUACGAUCAAAGGAAAGAAGGCGCAGAAUUUUAUGUGAUUUAUUUUUUACCGUGGACGUUAUCGUAUCGACAUAGAAUCAUAAUAGAAUCUUUUCAUGGUGUCUGGCUU
Molecule: messenger RNA, 2992 nt
Organism: Suillus paluster
Lineage: Eukaryota; Fungi; Basidiomycota; Agaricomycetes; Boletales; Suillaceae
Product: replication factor RFC1 C terminal domain-containing protein
Exons: 18
Coding region: 51-2921 (956 amino acids)
Biological process (GO): DNA replication; DNA repair
Cellular component (GO): DNA replication factor C complex; nucleus
Molecular function (GO): ATP binding; DNA binding; DNA clamp loader activity
Source: RefSeq, a predicted model, not a curated record